Messenger RNA from Leptosia nina, 603 nucleotides. The record is from the annotation of a GenBank genome assembly. Lineage: Eukaryota; Metazoa; Arthropoda; Insecta; Lepidoptera; Pieridae.
AUGGAUAAUUUUGACCCCUUUAAUCCAUUGCAAAACGUUGUUGUCACCUUCACUGAUGAUCAGUUAUCAGACAUUUCAAACUGGUUUGAGGAAACCGCCAAGCCCAGACUUACAAUAAAUGAUGGCGAACCAAUUAAUGUUAUCACCAUUGAUGAAUUUAAGAAAUUUCUAGAGUUAAAGAAAUUCCACAGAAGAAGUUUCCAUUAUCCCUCCUACGCGGAAAUAAUGGAGGAAGCAGAAAAAUUGAAAGCAGGUGUAACACGAAUGUUAACGAAAGACCAGUUAAUCUAUAUGCUAAACAAGUGGACUAUACAGUCCGAUUUAAAACACGAAUUGAAACUUGCUUUUAAAGUUUUUGACACAGAAAACAGAGACUUUUUAGAUAUUGAAGAACUAAGAAUGAUUCUUACUGGCUACGGCGAGAUUUUUAAUGAAUCGGAAACUAUAGAAAUGCUACGAGACGCUAAUGUUACAGGAAAUGGCAAUGUGUUUUACGACGCAUUUGUUGAGAGUCUUUUUAAUUUGGCACCAGAGCUUAAUGAAAUAAAGGCUGAUUAUUUGUACGAAGAUCCUGAUGAAGAUCCAUCGGUGCCACCUGAAUGA